This is a messenger RNA of Punica granatum (pomegranate), 1822 nucleotides long. Lineage: Eukaryota; Viridiplantae; Streptophyta; Magnoliopsida; Myrtales; Lythraceae. The record is from RefSeq and is a predicted model, not a curated record.
CUUCUUCCUCCCUAUUGUGAGCUUGUGACAUUACAAAAGGGGAAGCUCCUAACCGUUUACAGCCUCAGGAAUCUCAAAUAUAAGCAAUGCAUCCAGCCACAAGUGCCAACUCAAUAGAUCCCCUCGAUAUUGAUCUUGAGAGUUCAGUCCAGUCCGCUUGUCUAAUUCCCAUCGAGCAUGGCAACAGACCGACCACUCAUGCCUCAAGUAUCAUGAUACCGUUUCUUUCCAAACUGGAAAACUCAGACGAUUUGCGGAGUUUCCGUGUGAGCCUCAAGUGGUGCACCCUGGACCACUCGACAUGGCUUGGAAAGUCCAUAUCGUUCUGCACUUUCAUAUUUCUCACCAUCGUAGCCCCUCUGGUGACUUCCCUACUAGUCCAAUACCAAGACAGUUCACUCUCCAAUGACCCCAUAUCAUUCAACAAGCUCGUCCAGUUUCCUGAGUCGGCCCUGGCUUUGAUCGGGUUUUUCACUCUCACCCAGUUCUUCAGGAGGUACACUCUUGGGCAGCUCCUGUUUCUAGACGGGUUAGAGGGAGAUUCCUCGUAUGUCCAGAGAGGUUACCGGCACGAGCUUGGCAGGGCCUUCCGGUACCUGGCAUGCAUUCUGCUUCCAUCAUUUAUUGUCGAGCUCGCCCACAAGAUCGUAUUCUUCUCUAAGGUGACUGUUCUAGUCCCCUACAUCAAUUCGGAGAUUGCUGCAAAGAUUGUCGUAGGAGUACUGGUGCUGUGGUCGUGGGUCUACAGGACGGGUGUGCUCCUGCUUGUCUGCAUCCUGUUCCGGCUGACCUGCGAGCUUCAAAUUCUGAGGUUCGAGGGGUUCAAUAAGCUGCUUGAGGGAUGUGGGUCCGACGCAUCUGUGAUUUUUAAUGAGCACAUCAGGAUACGGACCCAGUUGUCUGCUACGAGCCAUAGGUAUCGGUGUUUCAUCAUCGGGUGUUUGCUGACACUAACUGUGAGCCAGUUCGGUGCGUUGUUGCUGGUUCUUGAAUCGGAAGAGACAAAGACAUUCUUCAACUCCGGUGACUUGAUAGUCUGUUCGGCAGUCGAGCUUAGUGGCUUCUGCUUGUGUCUCCUUGGUGCUGCUAAGAUUACACAUCGAGCUCAGGGAAUUGCAUCGAUUGCAACUAGGUGGCAUAUGACAGUAUCCUGUGCCUUCAGCACGCCAGAUCAUGGGAAAGAACUGAAUGGCACGCACGGCGACAAUAACAGUGACUCAGACCAUCUAAUCCCAGUCCCCAGCUCCCAGGAACCGUCCUCAUUCCAGAUCCGAGAAGCUUUAGUGGCAUACUUGCAACAUAACAGUGGUGGGAUCACAGUCUACGGGUUUGCCCUCGAUCGAGGAGCGCUCCACACUCUCUUUGCAUUUGAGUUUUCUCUAGUGCUGUGGAUACUAAGCAAGGUGACGGUUCUGCCAUCUUCUUGACGCGCAGCAGUAAUGCCUGAGACGGAGCAUCAACAGCUCGAAAAAUGGCCAAACAGUAGGCAUCCUUUGCCGGUUUCUCGAUGAAUCUCGGCAAUGCAAAUAUAUAAUCAUUUCAAGUUUAGUUAAAUCAUGUUUCUAGAACUGUUUAAUGAAAGAUGCUUCAUGUCUUCCUUCAGAUAACUGCCACUCAUAAUGUGAGUCUUAUCUAGGCAGUUCGAUUUCAGCUUGGGAUGAAUCUGUUUAUCGUCUGUAAUGAUAAUAGUCAUAGGAAUGCCAAUAUAUCUUUGCUCAUGUUUUAAAACAAAUGCCGUGUCAAAUUUCGAGGAUCGUGGUAAAGAGUGGAGGAGUUUGGUCCGAGUCAAGGAGUUUGAUCGUUAUCGAGUUUUUAUUGGUCA